This is a messenger RNA of Trichogramma pretiosum, 687 nucleotides long. RefSeq names its product pancreatic triacylglycerol lipase-like. The record is from RefSeq and is a predicted model, not a curated record. NCBI's taxonomy places the organism in Eukaryota, Metazoa, Arthropoda, Insecta, Hymenoptera, Trichogrammatidae. Bases 1 to 687 code for a protein of 228 amino acids. Gene Ontology annotation, molecular function: lipase activity. The transcript has 5 exons.
AUGCAGUUCUUCCGUCACUUAAUACUCUACUGGGAUCGUAGAAAUGUAAAAUUCGAGCAAUGGGGAGCUUUGCACUUAAUCGGUCACAGCCUUGGAGCUCACGUGGCCGGGCAAGCUAGUAAAAUGCUAAGACGAUUUGAGAACGUCACGGUCGAUCGAAUCACGGGCCUGGAUCCGGCCGAACCGUGCUUUGAAGUUCCUGGCUUUCCUCUGCGACUCUCGAAAACCGACGCGCGUUUUGUGGAUAUAAUUCAUACUGAUUCCGCGACAAGCAUCAACCAGGCUUUCGGAUUGCGCGAUCCCAUUGGCCAUGCAGACUUUUACGUUAACGGUGGGGUUCGACAGCCUGGAUGCGAACCAAAGACGAAACUUCAGGACUUUUUAGAUUACACUCAACUGAUUAAUCAUAUUUUGGCGAAUGGUCAAUGCAGCCACAAUCGGGCUUUUACAUUAUUCAUCGAAUCGGUGCAGCAGGCGACGCUCGGAAAUCAAUGCGUGUUUUACGCUUACCCCUGGCGAUUGAAUAGCAGUUACAAGGAGACGAAGGAGCUCAUCUCGAAGCCUUGCACGCGUCAGACGUGCUCCGAGAUGGGUAUAAACGCUGAGUUUUAUGAAUUCAAGACGAACAUACACUGUGGCCACCCUACUAAUAUGCUGAAUCAACAUAUAGAAGGACUUCAACAGUAA